This is a messenger RNA of Penicillium canariense, 2790 nucleotides long. RefSeq names its product COPII subunit SEC24. Gene Ontology annotation, cellular component: endoplasmic reticulum exit site; COPII vesicle coat. Gene Ontology annotation, molecular function: zinc ion binding; SNARE binding. The record is from RefSeq and is a predicted model, not a curated record. The coding region runs from base 1 to 2790 and encodes 929 amino acids. The transcript is spliced from 4 exons. Gene Ontology annotation, biological process: COPII-coated vesicle cargo loading; intracellular protein transport; endoplasmic reticulum to Golgi vesicle-mediated transport. Lineage: Eukaryota; Fungi; Ascomycota; Eurotiomycetes; Eurotiales; Aspergillaceae.
AUGGCAGCUCCACAAGGGGGUUAUCCUCCCCAGGAAGGGUACGCCCAGCCCGGCUAUGGCUCCCCGGAUCUCACACAACAGCAAGAGUCUGCAGUCCCCGCGCAGGGAGCGCCGCCCGCUGGGGCCGCAGCAAAGAAGAAGAGAGCAUACGCAGGCGAGGCUUUUGAGUUCGGUUCCGGUGCCAAUGCUGCGCUUGGAGGACAGCCCACCGCGGGAGGCGCCUACGGUGCCUACCCCCAGCAGCCGCAAGCUGCGGGAUAUCAGCAGCCGGCGUACGGCGCCGACCCAAGUCAACUGCAGCCGGCGUACGGCGCCGACCCGAGUCAACUGCAGCCCUCCACCGCAGGCUAUGCUCCCACUUCAUCAGGCGUCGCGCAAAUGACGCAGCAAUUUGGUGGAAUGGGCAUGAGCGAGCCGCACCAUAUGCCCCCUCCGCAACCACAGCCCGCGGUGCAGCCCCAGCGCCAGAUCCAACUCAACCAGCUCUACCCGACAGAUCUCAUCUCUCAGCCCUUUAAUGUCGCGGAGCUGGACUACCCCCUCCCCCCAUUAUUCUGCCCCCGCAGUGUUUUCGAGUCUCCUACCGCCAAUUGCCCUCCUAAAUAUAUGCGGUCCACAUUGAACGCAGUGCCCACGAACAAUUCACUCCUCAAGAAGUCCAAGUUGCCAUUUGCCCUUGUCAUUCAGCCUUAUGGCGCUCUCCACGACGCGGAGGACCCGAUUCCUGUGAUUCCGGACCAAGUGAUUUCACGAUGCCGACGCUGCCGUUCCUAUAUCAACCCCUUCGUCACCUUCCUCGACCACGGCCACCGAUGGCGCUGUAACAUGUGCAACCUGACCAAUGAUGUGCCCCAGGCCUUCGAUUGGGACUCGACACACCAGAGGCCGGCCGACCGCUCGCUCCGCGCUGAUCUGAACCAUAGUAUGGUCGAGUUCGUUGCGCCGCAGGAAUACAUGGUUCGGCCUCCACAGCCGCUGGUCUACCUCUUCUUGAUCGACGUGAGCUAUGCUUCCGUGACUAGCGGUCUUCUGGCCACUAGUGCACGCUGCAUUAAGGAGAGCCUUGACCGUAUCCCCAACGCAGACCGACGGACCCGCCUCGGCUUUAUCGCGGUGGACUCUAGCCUGCACUACUUCAGCAUCCCUCGGGAUGGCUCAGACAGCUCAGACCCCCGGAUGCUGGUUAUCAGCGACCUGGACGAGCCCUUCCUGCCCAUCCCUGGUGACCUUCUGGUGACGAUGAGUGAAUGCCGGGAGAACAUUGAAACGUUCUUGGACAAGCUGCAGGAAAUGUUCCAGAACACCCAGAACAACAGCUGCGCCAUGGGCUCGGCUUUGCGUGCCGGCUACAAGCUUAUCUCGGCCGUUGGAGGCAAGAUGACUGUUCUGAGCGCAUCCCUGCCCAACAUUGGUCACGGUGCGCUUACGAUGCGCGAGGAUAAGAAGGUACUCGGCACCAGCAAGGAGUCCAGCCUUCUGCAAACCGCAAACUCCUUUUACAAGAGCUUCGCGGUGGAGUGCUCCAAGUCCCAGGUGUCCGUGGAUAUGUUCCUCUUCUCGUCCCAGUACCAGGAUGUCGCGUCUCUCAGCUGCCUGCCCCGGUACACCGGUGGUCAGACCUACUUCUACCCCGGGUGGAACGCUGCUCGAAGUGAGGAUGCUAUCAAGUUUGCUCGCGAGUUCUCCGAGUAUCUCUCUUCGGAGAUCGGCCUGGAGGCCGUUCUCCGCGUACGUGCCACCACGGGCCUGCGCAUGAGCACUUUCUACGGCAAUUUCUUCAACCGCAGCUCCGAUCUCUGCGCUUUCCCUGCCUUCCCUCGCGACCAGGCAUACGUCGUCGAGGUCGCCAUUGAUGAGACCGUGGCCAAGCCUGUCGUGUGCUUGCAGGCCGCUGUGCUCCACACCACCUGCAACGGCGAGCGCCGGAUUCGUGUCCUGACUCUGGCUCUCCCUACUACCACGAACCUGGCCGACAUCUAUGCUUCGGCUGACCAGCAGGCCGUGGCCACCUUCUUCAGCCACAAGGCCGUUGAGCGGACCCUGAGCAGCGGCCUGGAGCCCGCUCGUGAGGCUUUGCAGGCGAAGGUCAUCGAGCUGCUGACCACCUACCGCAAGGAGCUUGCUGGUGGCAGCGUCAGCGGUAGUGGGCUUCAAUUCCCAGCUAACCUGCGCGGUCUGCCUGUUCUGUUCCUUGCCAUGAUCAAAAACCUUGGUCUUCGCAAGUCCGCCCAGAUCCCGACGGAUAUGCGCUCUGCCGCGCUCUGCCUCCUGUCGACCCUGCCCCUGCCGCUCCUCAUCCAAUACAUCUAUCCCAGGAUGUAUUCCCUCCACGACAUGCCCGACACCGCUGGUGUGCCUGACGAGCAGACCGGCGAGAUCACCCUUCCGCCGACGGUCAACCUGUCGUCGAGCCGGAUUGCCGCGUACGGCCUGUACCUCAUCGACGAUGGCCAGACGCAGUUCCUGUGGGUCGGUCGCGACGCCGUUCCCCAGCUGAUUGAGGAUGUGUUUGGGGUGCCGGACAAGAGCCAACUGCGGGUGGGCAAGCAGAAGCUGCCGGAAGUGGACAAUGAGUUCAGCCAGCGGGUGCGAGCGGUCAUUGACAAGAGCCGGGACCACCGCUCGAAGGGCGUGGGCAGCAUGAUCGUGCCGCAUCUGUACGUGGUGCGCGAGGACGGCGAGCCUGGGCUGCGCCUUUGGGCCCAGACGAUGUUGGUGGAGGACCGCGCGGACCAGAGCGUCAGCCUGGACCAAUGGAUGACGACGUUGCGGGAGAAGGUUGUGCAGUAA